Microstroma glucosiphilum is the source of this 1053-nucleotide messenger RNA. Its product is annotated as Mak16 protein. Gene Ontology annotation, cellular component: preribosome, large subunit precursor; nucleolus. The record is from RefSeq and is a predicted model, not a curated record. Lineage: Eukaryota; Fungi; Basidiomycota; Exobasidiomycetes; Microstromatales; Microstromataceae. Bases 1 to 1053 code for a protein of 350 amino acids. The transcript has a single exon. Gene Ontology annotation, biological process: maturation of LSU-rRNA; maturation of 5.8S rRNA.
AUGGCGCAAUCGGACGAUGUCAUCUGGUCCAUCAUCGGCCACACCUUCUGCUCCUACAAGAUCAAAUCCGACACACACUCCACCUUUUGCCGAAAUCAAUACAACCUUACCGGUCUCUGCAACCGCCAGUCCUGCCCGCUAGCCAACUCUCGAUAUGCCACAGUAAGAGAAUCGGAGGGAAAGGUGUACCUCUACAUCAAGACGGCAGAAAGAGCCCAUUCGCCUGCUCGAUUGUGGGAGAGGGUGAGACUGUCUAGCAAUUACUCAAAGGCCUUGGAGCAGAUUGAUCAGGAGCUGCCCUACUGGAGCAAUUUCGUCGUACACAAGGCGAAGCAGAGGUUGACCAAGAUCACACAAUACCUGAUCAAGCUGAGAAAGAUCAGGCUGAAGGAGGAAGAACAGCCCAAGCUGGUGGGCAUCAAGCAGAAGACGGAGCGCAGAGAAGCAACGAGGGAGAAUAAGGCUCUUCGCGCAGCACGGCUGGAGCGCUCCAUCGAGCAAGAGCUUCUCACCCGUCUCAAGUCCGGAGCAUACGGAGACGCUCCACUGAACGUCAACGAGGAAGUCUGGAACUCAGUGCUGGAGGGACGGAAGCAGAAGGAUAAGCAAGUGGAUGGAGAGGGUCUGAGGCUGGAGGACGAGGAGAGCGAGGAGGAAGAUGAGGAGCUACUCAGCGAUAUGGAGCGGGAAUGGGAAGAGGAGGCAGGCGUGGGUGAUAGAGAAUUCGUCAGUGACGACGAUGAGAGUGAGGACGAAGAGGGAGACAUCGAGGAUGGCCUUUAUGACUCAGAAGGCAAUUCGAUCGAGGGCGCCGAAGAUUCCGAUGAAGAGGACUCAGACGAAGAUGAGGAUCCAUCAAGCGAGGAGGAGGAGGGCGCUGGCGGGAAAAAGCGCAAAGCCCCUACCGCCCGGCCCACAGGCAAGUCGCAACCGCAAUCAAAGAAGAAGCGACCUGCAGGAGGGAGGAAGGGAGGCAAGCCCGGUAUGGAGAUCGAGUACGAGCAAGAAGUCGAGACCAGACCAUUGGCCAGUCAAGAUCUCUCCAAUUGGUGA